AUGAUAUUUCUUGAAGUCCUUAUCUCUGACUCGCCACUGGACCGACUCACUGCAACGACAGUCUCUCUCUCUCUCUCAACGUCACUCUCGUUUAACGCCCAAGUCUCCCCAACUCAGCAAAACACGCGGUUAUAUGGCAAACUGAAGGUUAUAAACCAGAUUGUUCACGUGCUUAACACGAUGAAAAAUAAGGGGAUAAAGAAAACUAGAAAAUCUCUCUAUUUAUCUGGGUUUUAUCUAUCUAUCUAUCUAUCUAUCUAUCUAUAUCUAUCUAUCUAUCUAUCUCAGUCUGUUCAUUAUCUAUCCUAUCUAUCUAUAUCUAUCUAUCUAUCUAUCUAUCUAUCUCAGUUUGCUAAUAUCUAUCUAUACAGAUGCUCGCUAACCAGCGUCAUUGAAGCUCCCAUAUCGACAAGAGCCUUCACCUUCUUGUCUCCCAGCAACACAUUACAGGUGAAGUUUGACCCUUCCUUCAGCAAACGUUAUACCUGUGCCUUUCUCCUUCCCGUAUGUUCUCCACUUUUCCUUGUCUUCUCGUCAACCGAGACAUGGGAGUCGGGGCCCUCCUGGCGGGGGGGGGGUAGAGCUCGGAUGACUCUCUUUUCUCGGACUAGCAACCCAUUUCUCCCCUCUAUUCGAGUUAGGGUUGUUUCGUUCGGUGUGGUCCAUCUUUCUCCUGCGAGGACAGGUUCGUCUCAGCUGACCCGCUCCUCCACAGCGCCAACACCUUCGCUCAUUACAAUUUGCCGAAAAGUGUCCGACCAUGCCACACAUCCAGCAUCUCAGAGGCUUUAUUCGCACUGGGGCCAUCCUGCCUCUUACUUUUUACAGCGACUUUUCAAUGCGACUGCUACAACGACGAUGAUAUUUCUUGAAGUCCUUAUCUCUGACUCGCCACUGGACCGACUCACUGCAACGACAGUCUCUCUCUCUCUCUCAACGUCACUCUCGUUUAACGCCCAAGUCUCCCCAACUCAGCAAAACACGCGGUUAUAUGGCAAACUGAAGAGAAAUCUCUCUAUUUAUCUCAUUUAUCUAUCUAUCUAUCUAUCUAUCUAUCUAUCUAUCUAUCUAUCUAUCUAUCUAUCUAUCUCAGUCUGUUCAUUAUCUAUCUAUCUAUCUAUCUAUCUAUCUAUCUAUCUAUCUAUCUAUCUAUCUAUCUAUCUAUCUCUUAGUUUGCUAAUAUCUAUCUAUCUAUCUAUCUAUCUAUCUAUCUAUCUAUCUAUCUAUCUAUCUCAGUCUGUUCAUUAUCUAUCUAUCUAUCUAUCUAUCUAUUCUAUCUAUCUAUCUCAGUUUGCUAAUAUCUAUCUAUCUAUCUAUCUAUCUAUCUAUCUAUCUAUCUAUCUAUCUAUCUAUCUCAUCUAUGUCAUCUAUCUAUCUAUCUAUCUAUCUAUCUAUCUAUCUAUCUAUCUCAGUUUGCUAAUAUCUAUCUAUCUAUCUAUCUAUCUAUCUAUCUAUCUAUCUAUCUAUCUAUCUAUCUCAGUCUGUUCAUUAUCUAUCUAUCUAUCUAUCUAUCUCAGUUUGCUAAUAUAUCUAUCUAUCUAUCUAUCUAUCUAUCUAUCUAUCUAUCUAUCUAUCUAUCUCAGUCUGUUCAUUAUCUAUCUAUCUAUUUGCUAUCUAUCUAUCUAUCUAUCUAUCUAUCUAUAUCUCAGUCUGUUCAUUAUCUAUCUAUCUAUCUAUCUAUCUAUCUAUCUAUCUCAGUUUGCUAAUAUCAUCUAUCUAUCUAUCUAUCUAUCUAUCUAUCUAUCUAUCUCUAUCUAUCUCAUCUCAUUCAUUCAUCUAUCUAUCUAUCUAUCUAUCUAUCUAUCUAUCUAUCUCAGUUUGUAUCUAAUAUCCCUUUGUCUAUCUAUCUAUCUAUUUUGUAUCAUAUCUAUCUAUCUAUCUAUCUCAUCUAUCUAUCUCAGUCUUAGCAAAAUCUGUCCAAUUUUAUCUAUCUAUCUAUCUAAAUCUAUCUAUCUAUCUAUCUAUCUUUUGUUUAUCUAUCUCAGUUUUAUAGGGCUCUGUUUUGUGUAUAAAAAAUCUAUCUAUCUAUCUAAAUCUAUCUAUCUAUCUAGGUCUAGGAAUAUCUAUCUAUCUAUCUAUCUCUCAUCACCAGUUCAUUAUCUAUCUAUCUAUCUAUCUAUCUAUCUAUCUUAUGCAAGUAUGUUUUAUCUGUCCCAAUCCUUUUGUCAUCGUGUCUCCCAUUUUGUCCGUCAUCCAGUCUUUUAA
Acanthosepion pharaonis is the source of this 2205-nucleotide messenger RNA. The record is from the annotation of a GenBank genome assembly. NCBI's taxonomy places the organism in Eukaryota, Metazoa, Mollusca, Cephalopoda, Sepiida, Sepiidae.